Messenger RNA from Aspergillus ibericus CBS 121593, 2295 nucleotides. RefSeq names its product DUF185-domain-containing protein. The transcript is spliced from 8 exons. Gene Ontology annotation, cellular component: mitochondrion. Lineage: Eukaryota; Fungi; Ascomycota; Eurotiomycetes; Eurotiales; Aspergillaceae. Gene Ontology annotation, biological process: mitochondrial respiratory chain complex I assembly. The record is from RefSeq and is a predicted model, not a curated record. The coding region runs from base 1 to 2295 and encodes 764 amino acids. Gene Ontology annotation, molecular function: nucleic acid binding; protein-arginine omega-N symmetric methyltransferase activity.
AUGGCCGCCGGUCAGGAAGCCGUCUCGUUUGAUGCGAUUAUCCAAGCCGAUCGCAAGAAAAGACGGAAUGAGGAGCUUGCAAACCAGCUCCUCGGCAAAAAGAGAACAACCAACACCGCCACUAAAGCUGCAGGCAAGACGCAGAAUGUGAAGCCGGGAAACCUGGCGAGCCGGAUAGGUGUGGCAAAGCGCUCCGUGUCGGCCACUCUCCCUUCGAAAGCGAAUCCCCCGAGCUCAGCACCCGCGCGACAGGGUCCCCGGUCGGGCGCAAGACCCACGAAUAGACGCCGUCCUGACGAGAACCGCCUACUCUCUGCCCUCAAUCCCGAAAGCGGGCAAGCCAACGUGCGGAAUGGAGUUGGGAUGACCAUCAAGGGGGUGGGAUCAGGGCCUUUUGUCGUUGUCGGGAGCAACUUCGCGCCUGGAACCACUGCGGCCGAUAUCCAGUCGGCGCUUGAACCCGUCUCGGGCAAGAUAUUACGCUGCUGGAUCACUUCGCAACAUCCGGCUGUUACGGCGGAGAUUACAUUUGCAGAAAAGCAAGCCGCCGAGAGUGCCAUUGCCAACUUCCAUAACCAGAGGGCCGAUGGUCGGAUCCUCUCCUUGCGCCUGAAGCAACCUGCAGCGAAUCCCAAUCAAGAUUUGUUCGAGCGCCCUACCAAGCCCACCUUCCAGGCCCCCGAGUCUUCCUUCAGUGACUUCCGGGAACAAGCCGAUCGCGAUCGCCGCUUGCAUCGUUCAGCCGACCCAUCUGUUCAGGACGGGAGGCGCGCCGUGAGGCAGCUUCUCAGCAAACGCCCCAAACAGACUCUCUUACUGAAAUCGCAACGAUGGUCUUCGUCUUCACCUUCAUCUUCUGCGUCCACCUUUGAAACAAGACAAUGGUCGACACCACUAGCCCAAACACUCGCCAAUGCGAUCAAAGUAACAGGUCCCAUCCCCAUCGCCGCAUUUAUGCGCCAGGUCCUCACAAACCCUGAAGGAGGCUAUUACACGACGCGACCCGAAGGCGACGGCGAAGUAUUCGGCAAGAAAGGCGACUUCGUCACCUCGCCUGAGAUCUCCCAGGUCUUCGGAGAACUGGUGGGCAUCUGGACAAUUGCGGAAUGGAUGGCGCAGGGACGCAAGCGCAGCGGGGUUCAGCUUAUGGAGGUUGGACCGGGCAAGGGAACCUUGAUGGAUGAUAUGUUGCGCACAUUCCGGAACUUCAAGAGCUUUACGUCGAGCAUCGAGGCGAUAUACCUGGUUGAAGCGAGUGCUACGCUGAGGGAGGUCCAGAAGAAGUUGCUGUGCGGGGAUGCGGUCAUGGAGGAGACGGAUAUUGGCCACAGAAGUACGAGCAAGUACUUUGAUGUGCCGGUCAUUUGGGUUGAGGAUAUUAGGCUGUUACCGCAUGAAGAGGACAAGACACCCUUCAUAUUCGCCCACGAAUUCUUCGACGCUCUCCCCAUCCACGCCUUCGAAUCCAUCCCCCCUUCUCCAGAGAACCAACCCGCCGAACAGAAGGAAAUCAUGACCCCUACCGGGCCAGCCAAACUCCACCAGCCCUUGAAACCAGCCAACACGCCACAAUGGCGUGAGCUCAUGGUCACCCUGAACCCGAAAGCCGUGGAAGAGAACCAGGAAGGCGAGCCCGAGUUCAAGCUCACUCUCGCCAAAGCAUCCACUCCCUCGUCCUUGGUCAUCCCGGAGAUCUCUCCGCGCUACCGCGCCCUCAAAUCCCAGCCCGGCUCCACCAUCGAGGUCAGCCCGGAGAGUCGCAUCUACGCGUCUGACUUUGCGCGCCGUAUCGGUGGUGCAUCGCAGCCGCCUCGGACGGUCACGAAGGGUGCAGCUGCUGCGCCGGCCCCCGCGAAGCGCGUGUCCUCUGGUGCGGCUCUGAUCAUGGAUUACGGAACCCUCUCGACUAUCCCGAUUAACUCCCUGCGCGGAAUCCGGGAACACAAGAACGUGCCGCCGCUUUCGGCGCCGGGACAGGUGGAUGUCAGCGCGGAUGUCGAUUUCACGGGUUUGGCGGAGGCGGCGAUUGAGGCUAGUGAGGGCGUGGAAGUACAUGGGCCAGUCGAGCAGGGCGAUUUCCUGCAGGCCAUGGGCAUUGAGGAGCGCAUGCAGCAGCUGCUGAAGAGAGUUCAGGACGAGGAAAAGCGGAAGACGCUGGAAACCGGAUGGAAGAGACUGGUGGAGAAGGGCGGCGGCGGUAUGGGUAAGAUUUAUAAAGUGAUGGCCAUUGUUCCUGAAAAUAAUGGGAAGCGUCGUCCCAUUGGUUUUGGGGGUGGGAUUGUGGCAGAUAUAUGA